AUGAGACGGCGCUUGAUGAUGUGGUACGUCGCGAAACGGGAGAAACACAACGGCAUUCCCGAGCCUCCAACCCUUCCAAAUCCGCGACCGCAUAUUUUAACGCCAUCACCUUCAGUGGAAGCCUUGUCCCAAUCACGACAGGCCGCAACUUUCUUCCAGACGCUGCCAUAUGAGAUCAGAAGACAAAUUCUGAUUGAGGCCUUUGGUGAUCGAACAAUCCACAUGGACCUUACCUAUGGCCACCCACCGAUGCCGGGCAAGAAGGAUGCACACGCCAUGAUUCAAGAAUGGAGGUUAGGCCUGGAUAAGAGCCGACCAAAGUCUUGGUACUGGAGAGGCUGCACUUGUCAUCGCAAGCCUCCACCCUGGCACCCCUCUUUCUCGACAGAGUCUUAUAGUGCGAGAGCAGUUGCUAAUGACGGAUGUUGCGUGGGUCUCGCACACUGCUGUAGCAUGUGGACUAAGAACGGCAAAGAGCUCUAUGGGUGUUGGAUUGGUGCUAUGGGAUGGCUUCAAACAUGCCGACAGGCUUAUAAUGAAGGCGUCGAUGUCCUGUACAGUACAAACACCAUACACAUCUCAAGCGCAACCCUGCUUGUCGACCUUCCAUCAUAUAUCGUCCCGCAAAGGUUAUCAGCCAUAACAUCCCUGGAAAUCAUCUGGUUUGUUGAAACAGACGUCUGUAUAGGCAAGAAUCUCCCACGCGAAAAGGACCUAAACGCAAUCCUCCUGAUUCUCGACAAUCACUUCCCUAGUCUCAAGAGACUCAACCUGGCGUUGAAGCUCGGCUUGUCUAAAGAUGUAGAAACGCAGCUCAAAUAUCUCUUUGUUAUUCUUGACGAAUUCUUCAUCCGUCACGUCUCUGAUCGCAUGCGGGAACCUUUCGCCGUUUCUAUCUCGUACGUUGCGUACGUUGAAUUGCGACGCGAGAUAGUUCGCAAUCAAGGUCAUAAAGAACAGGUGUUUCACUGGCAGAUAUGGCGCUUCUUCAGCGGUGAAUAUGUUCUGCCGCAGAAGCCAUGGACCGGGAACUAUUUUAAUAUGACUCCUGGGGCGAGAUGCAAUAAUGGCUAUUGGAUUUACCCUGGUGAAGUGAAUACCUGCACUGGAGGGGCCGGGAGCUAA
Fusarium redolens is the source of this 1125-nucleotide messenger RNA. RefSeq lists its product as uncharacterized. The transcript is spliced from 2 exons. The coding region runs from base 1 to 1125 and encodes 374 amino acids. The record is from RefSeq and is a predicted model, not a curated record. NCBI's taxonomy places the organism in Eukaryota, Fungi, Ascomycota, Sordariomycetes, Hypocreales, Nectriaceae.